AUGGGGAAGCGCAGCAGCCGCAGCCAGAGCCAGCUGCUCAGCACCCUGACCAAGAAGCAGAAGAAGCAUCUUCGGGAUUUCGGCGAGGAGCAUCCCUUCUAUGACAGGGUUUCCAGCAAGGAAGCAAAACCGCAGAUCUGUCAACUGGCGGAGAACUCAGAUACUUCAAACUCUGAAAGUGAAUCAGAGAGUGAACCAGAAGAAGUUUCUGGGUACCACAAACUACUGGCCACAUUAAAGAAUGUUUCUGAGGAAGAGGAGGAGGAGGAGGAAGAAGAGGAAGAAGAAGAAGAAGACGAUGAAGACAGUGCUUUAGCUGAGGCAGAAAUGAACAGCGACAGUGAUGUCAGUGAGGAGGAGGAGACAGCAGCAGAGUCUGCUGGGAUGCAGGACAGUAACGUCUUACCUGCUGACCCCAAGGAAAAAGAUGGGGACGAGCCACCUGGCACCUCACAGCAAGCGGCCCCGGAGGAGUUCACAGAUACAAAACACGAGUCGCUUUUCAGCCUGGAAACCAACUUUCUCGAAGAGGAGAGUGGAGGCCACUGUCCUCUGAAAACAUCAGAAGACCCAUUUCUACAACACGUCAACAAGGAACUGAAAGAAAAAGAAAUUCAGGCUGUUGCCACAAAUCCCAAAACUACCCACGAGCUAAAAUGGCCCACGCUGGGCCAGCUUGUCUUUUCAUCCAAGUUCCAGAAGUUGGAAACAUUUAAACCCCCAAAGGACCUUGACCUAAAGGCACUUUGUCUCCAGAAGCCCCUGGAAUCCACCUGGACCAAGACCAACAGCCAGUUCCUCUCUGGCCCCCAGAAAUCAAGCAGCCCCUUCACGCCGCUGCAGAAAGAGCUCUUCCUGGUUAUGAAUUCUUACCGGGACCUGUUCUACCCUGAGAGGACCGCCCUGAAGAACGGGGAGGAGAUCCGCCACGUGUACUGCCUGCACGCCAUCAAUCACGUCCUCAAAGCCAACGCCCAGGUGCUCGCCAACAACAGCAGGCGCCGGGGCCAGAAGCCUGGGGUGGGCGAUGAUGACGACUUCCGGGACCAGGGGCUGACGAGGCCCAAGGUGCUGAUAGUGGUGCCCUUCCGGGAAGCUGCUCUGCGGGUGGUCCAGCUCUUCAUCAGCCUCCUCGAGGGCGACGGCAAGAAGAAAAUAAUCGUGAGCAACAAGAAGAGGUUUAACGGAGAGUAUGGCUCCGACCCCGAGGAGAGGCCGCCCAACCUGAAGAGGCCUGAGGAUUACGAAGCCGUAUUUGUCGGCAACAUUGAUGACCACUUUAGGAUCGGAGUGGCAAUACUCCAGAGAAGUAUCCGGCUCUAUGCCCCCUUUUACUCCUCGGACAUCCUCAUCGCCUCCCCUCUGGGCUUGAGGACCAUCAUUGGCGCAGACGGGGAGAAGAAGAGGGAUUUCGACUUUUUGUCUUCCAUUGAGCUUCUCAUCAUUGAUCAAGCUGACAUUUACCUGAUGCAGAACUGGGAGCAUGUCCUGCAUUUGAUGAACCACAUGAACCUGCUGCCCUUGGACUCGCAUGGGGUGGACUUCUCUCGCGUGCGCAUGUGGAGCCUCAAUAAUUGGUCCAAGUACUAUCGGCAGACACUGCUGUUCGGGGCCCUGCAGGACGCCCAGAUCAACUCCGUGUUCAACAAGUACUGUGUCAAUGUGCAAGGCCAGGUGGCCGUGAGGAACGUCCCGCUGACGGGCUCCAUCAGUCAUGUGCUGGUGCAGCUCCCACACGUCUUCCAGAGGAUGGAAGCUGAAAACCUAGCUGCAGUGAUUGACGCCAGGUUUAACUUCUUCGUGAACAAAAUUUUGCCUCAGUAUCGAGAUGCAGUCAUGUCUCACACGCUCAUCUACGUCCCCUCCUACUUUGACUUUGUGCGUCUCCGAAAUUACUUCAAGAAGGAGGACCUGAAUUUCACGCACAUCUGCGAGUACACCCAGAAGUCCGCCAUCUCCAGGGCCAGACACUUCUUCCUGCACGGGGAGAGGCAGUUCCUGCUUCUCACGGAGCGCUUCCACUUCUACAAAAGGUACACGAUCAAAGGCAUCAGGAACCUGAUUUUCUAUGAGCUGCCCACAUAUCCCCACUUCUACAGUGAAGUCUGCAACAUGCUGAGAGCCACCACCAGGGGAGAGGAAGCCGCCUGGACCUGCACCGUCCUCUACUCCAAGUACGACGCCCAGCGGCUGGCUGCGGUGGUCGGCGCGGAGCGGGCCGCGCAGAUGCUGCAGUCCAAGAAGAACGUCCACCUCUUUAUCACCGGGGAGAGAUGA
Molecule: messenger RNA, 2277 nt
Organism: Pipistrellus nathusii (Nathusius's pipistrelle)
Lineage: Eukaryota; Metazoa; Chordata; Mammalia; Chiroptera; Vespertilionidae
Source: the annotation of a GenBank genome assembly